UCGGCUCGUUCAGCGCAGCGGGUUUGUGGACACUUCCAACGUCUGUACUUUACCAGAGUUUGGGGUCCAUUUACUGCUAUUUUCCAGGGGGUGUAGCGUCAGGGGGAGAUGGCGGCCGUCCUGCUUCAAGUCCUGGAGCGGACAGAGUUGAAUAAACUCCCGAAAGGCGCCCAGAACAAGCUCGAGAAGUUUGUAACGGAGCUGCAAAAUGCUAACGAGGAGCUCCGGACGCAGCACGAGCGGUUCAAAGCGGACAGCGAGCAGCAGUACUUUGACAUUGACAAGAGGCUGGCGGAGAGUCAGGAACAGAUCCUGUCUGCCACCAGGGACGUGCAGACGCUCAAGGAGGACAAUAGGAAGCUCAACGAAGAGCUGAGCGCCCUGAAGGGAAUCGAGGGAGAGACCCCUGAAGACAAACCACCACAGCAGCAAACCAAGGCCAAGUAUGAGAUCGAGGCAGAGAAGAGAGAGCUGGCGAGGCUCCUGGAGAAGAAAACGCAGGAGGCGGAAAACCUCACUGCGACUGUGAUGGGUCUGAAUGAGAAGCUGGCCGAGACCAGCAAAGUGAAGACGGAGCUGCAGCUCCAACUGGACGGCAUCCAGUCCUCUGUGGCUUCUGUGCAGCACCGGGAGACGCGCAUGGAGCAGGAGAAGGAGCUGCACGAGAAGAAGAUGGAGUGGCUGACCGCGGAACUGAAGACCAAAACUGAAGAGCUGUUGACCACCACCAGGGAGAAAGGGACCGAGAUCCUGGAGCUGCAGGGGGUCCAGAAGAACAGCAAGGAGCAGGUGGCCAGGCUGGAAGGACAGCUGGCGUCUCUGAAGCAAACCGGCGAGAGCCAGAACCGGAGAGCCGAGGACCUGAACAGCAAACUGAAGCAGGCUAAAGACGAGCAGAGCGCCAUGGAGGAGAAAUACCGCAACGAGCUGAACGCCAACGUCAAGCUGUGUUCCCUCUACAAGGGGGCAGCAACCGACACGGAGAUGAAGAAUCAAGAGCUGAGCAGAGCCGUGGAGGAGCUUAGCAAGCUGGUUAAAGACACCGGGGAAGCCAAUAAGACUCUGGAAAAGAAGCUGUCGGACGGGGCGGAGCUAAAGACGCGGCUGGAGGCGGAGCUUCAAGAGAAGAUCGUGAAAAUGGAGACGGAGCUGGAAAACAGCAUGUUGAAAGCUUCCGGCAAACACUGCUGUGCGCCCUCUCUGACCGAGGAGGAGCUGGACUCCAUGUGUCCGUCGGCGGCGGCCAUCGCUGCCAUCGUCAAGCCCGGCAUGAAGUUCUUUGAACUGUACAACGCCUACGCCGAGUGCCAGAAGCAGCUGCAGCUGCAGCGGCAGGAGAGCCAGUGCGCGAACCGCGUCCUGGACGAGAUCGUCCUGGAGGUGGAGGCCAAGGCCCCGGUGCUCCGGCGCCAGAGGGAGGAGUACGAGAGCAUGCAGAGGUCCAUGGCCUCGCUGUGCAACAAGCUGGAGCAGGCCCGCACGGAGAUCUACAGCCUGCAGAGAGAGAGAGAGGAGGCCAAGCAGCGCUGUGACGGCAUGGAGAGAGACAAGCUGAGGACAGAGAGACACAUGGAGGACACGUCCAAACAGGUGUGCACCCUCCUGGUGCAGCUGGAGGAAGCCAGAGGCAACCAGGUGACCAGGGAGGACGGCAGCUCCGCCAGCAUCUCCAGCACCUCUGAGGUCAUCAGUCCGCGCCAGCUGUCUUUCCGCAGCGUGGAGGAGCUGCAGAGGCAGAACCAGAGCCUGCUGAGGCGGCUGAGGGAGCUGGAGGAGGAGAAGGAGCGGCAGCAGAGCCAGAGGACGGCGGCGUGCGUGUCGGAGCUGGAGGCCGGCGUGGCCGCGCUGCAGAAGGAGGCGGAGCAGCUGCGGGAGCAGAGGAACCAGCAGAAGCAGCUGGCCGACUCCAGCGCCCGGCAGAGGGACAUGUACAAGGCCCUGCUGACGCAGAGCACCGGCUUCAGCCUGCCGCCUCAGGCAGGUUCUGACUCUCCCUCCCACCCUUCACCCGUUAAACCGCCGACGGUGCCGCCCCCCCGCUCCACCCCCCAGAGAGCCGCCGCCGAGUCGGCACAGAACACUCAGGCCAGGGCGGCGCUGAAACAGCUGAGCGACGCCUUCACGCUCUACAAGAAGGAGAAGGCGGAGAACGACCGCAUGCUGAACGACGCCAACGACCGGCUGCAGAGGCAGCUGACGGAGCUGCGCUCCAGCCACGCCAGGCUCACCUCGCAGCUGGAGUUCAGCAGCAAGAGGUACGAGAUGCUCCAGGAGACGGUGUCGGCCUACCGCAGGGAGAUCUCCGCCCUGCAGGACCGCAACCAGAAGAUGGCCGCCACCACCCAACGGCACGAGCACAUCAUCCACACGAUGAGCCAGGACCUGAGACAGGCCAAUGAGAAGCUGGCGCUGGAGGAGGUGCGCGUGGAGAACUUGACCAAAGAGAGAGACCUGUUGAGACGAGCAGAGAGUCGACUCGGGCGAGAGAAGGAGGCCGUGCUGUCCGAGCAGCGGAACCAGAACCUGCUGCUCGUCAACCUCAAGUCCAUCCAGCUGACGAUGGAGCGGACGGAGACUCAGACUCACCAGCGGCUGGACGACAAGAUCGAGCACCUGGAGGCGGAAGUGUCUUCGAUGAAGACCAGGCUGGACCAGGAAGUGGCACAGAGACACGCCCUCGGGCGCACCAUGGACGCCCAGCUGCUGGAAGCCAAGAAACAGCUGGAGACCCAGAACACCUUGCAGCAGAAGACCAGGGAGCUGCUGCACGGUGCUGAGCAGCAGGUGGCGGCGCUGAAGGCUCAGCUGGCUUUCGCUUCAUCCUCCGAGGCCACCACCACCACCACCCCGGCUUCCAGAGCCGCGGCCCUCCGAGCACCACUCCGAGUGCGCUCUCCGGUGCCGGCGGCUUCCCAGCAGCUCGGCCAAUCGGAGCAGGAGCUGGCGGAGGUGAAUGGCCUCCUGCGUACCGCCGAGGAGCAGAAGGCGGAACUGGCGGAGCAGCUGAAGAACGCCAACGCCUCCGUGGAGCAGUACCGGGCCGUGGUGCUGACGCUGGAGGACAGUCUGAAGAAGGAGAAGGAGUCCCACUGCCCUCUGGAGGUCCGGCUGAAGGAGUCCGAGGAGGUGCAGAAUCAGCUGGACAAGAGGAUUCUGGAGGGGGAGAAAAUGAGGCAGCAGGAGAGAGAGGAGAGGAGGAAGGCCGUGGAGGCCGUAGAAAAACAGGUGUGUGAGCUGCAGCGCAGUCUGAAGCUGAGCCAGACGGAGCAGCAGGAAGCGCUGGAGAGAUCAACAGCUGCUGUCACCCUGGAGCAGAAGGCCAUACAGGACAGCCUGUUGCAGACGAAGCUGGCUGGAGAGGCUCAGGCCAAGUACGAGCGUGAGCUCAUGCUUCACGCCGCGGACGUGGAGGCGCUGCAGGAGCUGAAGAAGAGAUCCCAGCAGGACGCGGCGCGGAGGAGGGAGCUGGAGGAGCAGCUGAGCAAGACCUUGGGCCUCCUGCAGGAGAGAACCGCGGCCCUGAACGCGGCGGAGAGGACGCUGAAGGAGGAUCUGACCAAUAAGACGCGCCGCUGUGCGGAGCUGGGCAAGCAGAACACUCUGCUGCACCAGCAGAUGGAUGACAUGGCCACCAGGGGGCGCCAGCAGCAGCAGCAGCCGGACCUGUCCUUCAGUGAGGAGGGGAAGACCACCGAGCAGAUACUGGAGAUCCUCAGGUUUGUGCGGCGCGAUAAGGAGAUCGCCCUGGCUCAGUGCGAGGCGUCGGACGGAGAGGCGUCUCGCUACAAACAGCGAGUGGAGCAUCAAGACCGAGAGCUGAAGGAGCUUCAGGAAGCCCUGAACGCCGAGAGGGAGAAGAUGCAGGAGACAGCCAAGACUCUGGCCCAGCAGGAGGAGCAGCUCAAGAAGAUGGAGAUCAUCAGCACUCUGCAGGAGAGCACCCGGAUCCUGAAGAUGGACCGAGAUAAACUGCAACAGGAGCUCCAGCAAGCCCAGGCUAAGGUCGCCAAGCUGCAGUCGGACAUCAGCCCACUGCAUCACUCCCUGUCCAUGCUGUCGGAGAAGAACGGCUCCAUGCAGGCGGACAAGAGGAUACUGGAGGAGGACCUGAAGCGCUGGAAGGCCAGAGCACAGCAACUGGUCAGCCAGCAGAAAGAUGGCGAUGUGGAGGAGCGACAGAAACUCUCCAGCGAGAGAGAAGCUCAGCAGAGACGCAUCACACAACUCGCUGAGGAGACGGGCCGGCUGAAGGCGGAGCUGGCCAGAACCAGCGUCAGCAGCAACUCGGCUCAGUCCCAGCUGCAGGGCUUCAGAGACUCGGUGGCCCGUCUGAGCUCGGAGAGAGACACUCUGAAGAAGGACAUGGAGACCAAAAACAAGGACAUUCUGGAGAAGAACAAGACCAUCACCCAGGUCAAGAAGAUCGGACGGCGCUACAAGACUCAGUACGACGAGCUCAAAGCCCAGCACGACAAGCUGGUUCAGGACACGGCCGCUAAAGCAGGAAGCGAGGCGGCACCGAGCCAGGAGGUGCAGCAGGACGUGACUAAAGCCCAGGAGGAGCUCAAGAAGACCGUAGAGGAGCUCGGCGCUCUGAAGGAGGAGGCGCGCAAAAAGCUGGAGGAGGCCCAGAAGACGCAGCAGGAGCUGGAGGAGGCCAAGAAGGAAACCCAGCAGAGCAAGGACAAGAUCCAGGAGGUCCAGAACCAGCUGACGCAGAAACAGAACCAGCUGACGCAGGUCCAGUCCCAGUUGUCCCAGAUCCAGACUCAACUGCAACAGAACCAGAACCAGCUGACACAAAGUCAGAAGGAGCUUCAGCAAGCCAAGACUCACAGCCUGCAGGUACACAACCAGCUGAAGUCGGCCCAGUCUAUAUCCCAGGCCCGUCUCAACCAGAUCCAGCAGGCUAAAGACGGCCUCCAGCAGCUCCAGAAGACCCAGCAGAGCAGUCAGCAGAGCCACAACCAGGAAGUGGGCAACCUCAAGACGGCUCUGAGCCAAUCAGAGAGCAAGGUGACGGAGCUUCAGGGACACCUGGAGGGCCAGCAGAAGCUGCUGGGCGAACGCGAGGCGGAGGUCAAGCGUCUGCAGGAGCAGCUGACGGAGGCCAAGCGGGCCGGCGACGCCACGUCGGCCAAUCGGAGCCAGAGCUCCCAGUCAGGGGACGCCAACGCUGCCGGAGACGUCAAUCCAGCGCUCCACGAGGAGCUGGCACAACUCAGACAAGAGCUGUCGGACAGCAAGACCACCGAGGAGCAGCUCCGGAAGCAGAUCGCCGAGAAAGAGGAGAAGACGAAGAAGGUCUUCAUGGGAGCCAAGACUAAGAUCAACCAGCUGAACGGUGCCAAGGAGCGUCUGAGUCAGGAGGUGGCGGAGGCCAAGCAGAGCAGAGAGGAGCAGGAGGGCCGGAUGAACGCCCUCAAGUCUCAGUACGAGGGGCGGCUGCUCCGCCUGGACCGGGAGCUGAGGGAGCUGAGGGAGAGCCACGCCCACCCGGAGCCCCGGGAGGAGCCGCAAGACCAGGGCGGGGCCAAGGGGGGCGAUCAGACCAGGUGUGCAGACCAGAGGCAGGUCUCUCUGAAGAGUCCCUCCCAGGACAGAGCCAGCUCCAGCAUGUCUGACCCGCCCACGGCCAACAUCCGCCCCACCACGAGCACGCCGUCGCCCAGCGGCAAGCCCAGCCCCUCCCCCGGGAGCAAGGCCACGCCCCGGGCCAGCAUCCGGCCAAUGGUUACCGAGGCAACCGUCCCCGUCCCGACACCCACCGCCACCGUGAUGCCGACCACGCAGAGUGACAGCCAAGAGGCGCCGAUGAGUUCAGGGACCUCCGUCCACUCCACCUGCUCCGGGCUGGUGACCGUGUCAAUGAAUCAGCCAACCAGCUCCCAGGUCACGGCCUUUGUCCAGCCCACUCAGCAGCAGGCGGCCAAUCAGGACGCGGCCAUGGAAGCGGAGCGGCCGUCCACGUCGUCGUCCCUGAGCGGAACAGUUGGUUCAAAGCGCAUGAGAGAGGAAGUGGACUUGGAGGAGAAGAGUUCCAGACCAGAGAGUUCUCAAGUGCCACCGACCACCAAAAAGCUACGACUGAAACCAACGAUAUCGCUGCAGAUGGAGGGCGAUGAGGAUGUUGAGCGGGAGCUGAGGGAGGAACCACAGGACUCGCCGGACGACAGUCAGUGGUUUAAGAUUCUCAGAAACGGGUUUGGGCUGCAGGAACUUCCCGAGGAUUGUUUCCCCGCGCUCGCCGAAGAGGACGAGGAUGUGGAGGAAGGGGGCGUGUCCCAGUCCGUCCCCUCUGAGCUGAUGUCCUCUCAGGACUCCGCCUCCGGCGCCGUCGUUCUGGACGUCAUCGUGAUCGACACGGACAGCGAGAGCCACGAGAGCAAAGAGGGGGAGGAGCAGCCAGAGGAUGACGAUGGAGAGGAAGAUGAGGAGGAGGAGGAAGAAGAAGACGAUGAUGAUGACGAUGACGACGGGUACAAGGAGGAGGUGGAGGAUGGCGAUGAAGACGAGGAUGAUGCUGGCGACUGCGCGAUGAUGGAAGGAGAUGAGGAGAGACAGAGGGCCGAAGAAGAGGGAAGGGCGCGUGAGCCGUCCAACCCCGAGGAGACCGCGUGCGGAGCGUCCUCCGACGCGUCGCACAGCGGCGAGGUCUGCAGCGGCCCCACGUCCGAGUCCGACGCCCCCAGAGACCACGUGCACUUCUCCCCGACCCCCUCUGCACCCUCCCACUCCUCCCCCUCCUCCUCCUCCUCCCUCACGCCCCGCCUCCCCCACCCGCGUAGGCCCCCGCAUCCCCUCCCACCGCGGCUCUACAUCCAACCGCCGGCUCCGGAGUUGGGACCCCCGCACACUCAGAGACAAUCCUCUCAGCUGCGCAGACCGUCGGUGGGACGCGGCCCUCAGCUGACCCCUGGAAUCGGCAGCAUGCAACAUUUCUUUGAUGAUGACGACAGGAUGGUUCCCAGUACUCCCACUCUGGUGGUCCCUCACCGCACCGAUGGCUUUGCUGAGGCUAUACAUUCUCCUCAGGUGGCCGGUCUGUCCACCAGGUUCAGGUUUGGACCGCCAGAGGACCUGAUGCCUCAGACAUCAGCCUCACACUCUGACCUGGGCCAGCUGGCCUCUCAAGGAGGUCUGGGGAUGUACGAGUCGCCUCUGUUCCUGGCCGCUCACGAUGAAGACGGAGGAGGACGGAGUGUCCCUACCACACCGUUACAGGUGGCGGCACCAGUGACGGUGUUCACGGAGUCCCUGCCCUCGGACAGUGGCGACAACAUGGCGUCCCAGUCUGUUCCCAUGGUAACCACCUCCACCGGGAUGGCUUCUGCUGCGGAUGAUGGAGAUGAAGUCUUCAUGGAGCACGAGGGAGACGGUCCUGGUGUUGAAUCCUCUUUGGAGAGCCACGCAGACACGGAGUCGACGGGGCAGCAGAGUGACGACUCAUCACUGGCGUCCACCAGCCAGGACCCCGACGGCGGCGGCGCCACUCAGCGGCGCGGCGCGCCCGGUCUGACGAGCAUCCCGCCCACCAGAGGAACCUCCAGGGGGGGCAGAGGGGGGCGGGGCGAGGCCCGCACGCUGCUCAGCCGCAGAGGCACUUCCUUUCGGGGAGGAAGGGGAGGAGCCAUGGGCAGAGGGGGCUUCGCCUGAUGUCACCAGUGGAAACCCGGCCGUCUCGUCCAAAAAGGGAGAUGAGAGACGACGCUUACUGCCCCACUUUAUUGUUCUCCGGAUACAUUGUUGGAGUUUUUAGUCGUUUAUUCUGUUUCACAUUUAUCCGUGAGAGAGUUGUACUUCUGUUAGUAUCUUCAUGUUGGGCAACCUUUGAGCCGUUGAUAGGCUUGUUUUAAUAAUAAAGCUUUGAGUCGC
This is a messenger RNA of Pseudoliparis swirei, 7875 nucleotides long. RefSeq names its product nucleoprotein TPR-like. The record is from RefSeq and is a predicted model, not a curated record. Bases 109 to 7656 code for a protein of 2515 amino acids. Gene Ontology annotation, biological process: mRNA export from nucleus; protein import into nucleus. Gene Ontology annotation, cellular component: nuclear pore. The transcript has 55 exons. Gene Ontology annotation, molecular function: structural constituent of nuclear pore. NCBI's taxonomy places the organism in Eukaryota, Metazoa, Chordata, Actinopteri, Perciformes, Liparidae.